This is a messenger RNA of Phytophthora nicotianae INRA-310, 2326 nucleotides long. RefSeq lists its product as hypothetical. The record is from RefSeq and is a predicted model, not a curated record. The coding region runs from base 1628 to 2326 and encodes 232 amino acids. The transcript has 5 exons. Lineage: Eukaryota; Oomycota; Peronosporomycetes; Peronosporales; Peronosporaceae.
ACUGCCACAGCAAAUUGGCAAGUGGCAUUUUAACGUUUUGCCGUGAUGUCUACUGAUCCUGCAGCGAUCGUGCGAUGGCUUGAGCGAUCUCGUCCUCUUCGUCUGCGUUGUCGGUCGAAGUUGCAGCGGAAUUGGGUGCCACAGGGGUGGACGAAGCAGCAGAAGCAGGGGCUGGAGUCGGGACAGGUGCGGUCGGAGCUGCGGGUGUCGGCGCGCUAGCGAACGGGUUGGCCGUGUUAGAGCCGGCAGCGAACGGGUUGGCAGCUGAGGACGGUGCUGCGGCGCCGAACGGAGACCCUCCGAACCCACCAAGACCGCCCAUGCCUCCUGCCAUCAUCUGCUGCAUGCGCGCCAUGGCGUUCGGGUCGCUCAUCAUUUGGCUCAUCUGUUGCACCAUCGCCGGAUUCUGCUGCAGCGCCUGCAUGGACUGCGCCAGCAACGCCGGGUUCUGUAGCGCCUGGGCAAGCAUGGGAUUCUGCUGGGCCAUUUGCUGUACCAUGGGGUUGUUCGCCAUGGACUGCAACAUCGCUGGGUUUUGCAACAAAGUCUGCGCCUGUGAUGCAAAGUCUCCUCCCAGUCCGCCAAAGCCUCCCAUUGACGCUCCAAACGGCGACGCUGCAGCGGGUGCUGCACCUCCCAACGUCGUCACUAUGGAGUCCACAACUGCCUUGCACGCCACCAAAUUCUCCCAUUUCUCAGGUGUCGGCACCAGCACCAAAUGUCCCUACAAUUAUCAUCAGUCUUUUUCACUCAAUUGAUCCGUCCUGUAUUGCAACUCACCGCUUGGACGCCAUCUUGGAACCCGAGCAGCUUGACGCUAUCCUGUCCCCUCGUCCGGUCGAAUAAUUUGGCUUUGAGCGCAGCGUUGUCCACCCUCAGCUUCCUGUACUUCUCCUCGUUGGGGUGGCCCACAAUGUUGGCACAGAUCUUCUGGAGCGUACGCACCGCCGUCGCGUACUGUUCGUGCGACUCGUAGUCGCGCAUCUGCUGCAGGAACGUCCGCAGUUGAGUGGGAGGCGCCGGUCCCGUUGUUGCUGCUCUAUUAGCUGCUGCUACGGCACCUGGACUGAUAGUCAAGUGCAGCGCACAACCCGCAGCCACGUGGUAGUCGGCCAGCUUCUUGUCGUCCUGCAGGAUCUGCCCCUGGAAAAUCAGACGCUGCGCAGCCACGGGGAAACGCUGCGCAUUCUGCUGCUCAAUCUGCUGCUUAAGCGUCAGCACUGAGGCCGACGCCAGGUCCACGUGCACGUGCAGGUCCUCGGACGUGCCGCUCACCACUUUGAUAGUCAACUCGUCCAUUUUGUCAAAUGACUGUAGAAUUGUAUCUGAAGAAAAGGUUACACAAAUGAUACGUAAUUGGUACUUCAUAUGUACAUAAUAUGAUCUUGAAGCGACGCAGAGUCUGUAGAUGAAGAUGAAGGCGAGGAAGACGUCUGUAAGAUUUAGUAGCAGCGGAGGCAACGAGAACUUGACUACAGAUGCGCUUAAAACCGCACCGACGCCGACAGAGUUGACGGUGGAGCGGAUCCCAGCGCUGGUUCGAGAAGGUCCUUGGACGAAGUUGAAGUGGAUGGUAGUUGUUGCUGCUGAUUGGUCAGAGUGACUUUGCGUUGCAGUGGACACGGUGAUGCAGACGCUAGUGACUACGCCGCUUGCUACAGGAUCGACCGCAGCGGUGGAAGCAAGUGACGAGUUGAUACAGCGAGCAAACGAGGUGGACGCGUUCUGUCAGAGUCUGAGGCCAGGACCUCUGCAGGAAAUUGUCAAUAAGCAAGUCACACGACUUCGAGAGGCUGCGCAACAUCUUCGGUCGCCGUCCAGUCGACUGGAUGCCGAGUUAGUUGGCAUGGGUAUCGAAAAACCUCGAACGAGAACUGUUCCGAUUCGUGUCACCCCAUUCAUGGGCUCGGCGCUGGCGAGAGCUGCCUCUAAGGUUGGAGUGAAUGCAAAGAAACACCAAGGCGUUAACAGCGUGCGAAAAGCGGCUAAACCACUGUACCGGUGGGAAAAGCGUCGCUUCUUCCGCGGCAGUACCGUCGCACAGCCCAACGUGGCGGUGUCGAAGGCCAAUGCUGGACGGAAGCCUAAUGCAGUGGAAGAAUCAAUUCUUGACGACGUCGACGAAGCUGGUAUGGAGCUUCAUCCAUGCUCUGAACCUGGUCACUACUCGCGCUCAUCGUCCAAUAAGACAUCCACCGCUACUGCCACUGCUAGCAGCUUUGAAUUCCAGAUUAUCCUGACUGAAGAAGAGUUCAAGGCUCUGAAGUUCCAACGACGGCGACUAGAAGCCGAGCAACGCCAUUUGUCGCGAAGAAGCAAGUCUUGA